GUCGACAUGGAGAAGAUAAACAGAAAAGUGGCACAGCUGCUGUUGUCGUUUUGUAAAAUUGAACUUCUGUCAUAAAUAUUCGUGUAAUUCGGUGAUAAAUGUCAUCGCUAGCAAAUUAACUCACAUUUAGUGAAGCUACAGUAACAAGGAAACAACUAAUGGUCCUGACAACAUGGACGGUGACCUGAGUCCCCAGGAUAAAAAAGACCUGGACAAGUUUAUCAAGUUCUUUGCCUUGAAGACUGUCCAGGUGAUUGUUCAGGCACGUCUCGGAGAAAAGAUCUGCACUCGCUCAUCCUCAUCACCUACUGGCUCUGAUUGGUUUAAUUUGGCCAUCAAAGAUAUCCCAGAGGUGACUCAUGAAGCCAAAAAGGCACUGGCUGGCCAACUCCCAGGAAUCGGACGCUCUAUGUGCGUUGAAAUCUCCCUGAAGACAUCAGAGGGGGAUUCAAUGGAGUUAGAGACUUGGUGUCUGGAGAUGAAUGAGAAGUGUGAUAAGGACAUCAAGGUGUCAUAUACAGUGUACAACCGUCUGUCUGUCCUUCUGAAGUCCCUGUUGGCUAUCACCAGAGUAACACCAGCCUACAAACUGUCCAGAAACCAGGGACAUGACUAUGUCAUACUAUACCGGAUCUACUUUGGGGAAGUUCAGCUGAGUGGGUUAGGAGAAGGUUUUCAGACGGUACGUGUCGGUGUGGUUGGUACUCCAGUUGGUACAGUUACACUUUCUUGUGCCUACCGCACUAACCUGGCAUUUAUGUCGAACAGGCAGUUUGAGCGCUCGGCUCCCAUCAUGGGGAUCAUUGUGGAUCACUUUGUUGAUCCUCCUUGCAGCAGCCAGCGUCCUGCAAACAUGGGGCAGCCAUGCAACUACAGACCUCCGGAUGAGGAGGAUGGAGGACCAUUUGCAGGGGUCCAGGACUCACAGGAGGUCUGCACCACCUCCUUCUCGACCUCUCCUCCCUCUCAGUGUGUGUGCACACUGAGUCCAUCACCUUCUAAAUUGGCUAAGCCCCUCCCCCUGGACAGUCUGCCGCUCCCACCAGCUCCUGGACUUGUCACUCACACUUUGUACACAUCCAGAAUAUCCUACCAGUCUCCAGCUCUAACAGGAGCUGCUGAACUUUGUCACCCUGGCGUCAACCCAAACCAGAUGUUGCAUGCUGGGAAAGAAGGCGGCGUUGUGUUGGUUCCCGCGCAGCCGCCUCAUGGAGCUGAUGCUCAUCUUACAGUAGACCACGCCCCCAACACACCUGGCAGCAGUGGUGAUGACGACGGGCUGUCACAGAGCGGAGAUGGGCGGAGUGAUGGGAGGAGAGAUGAAGGCCGGAGGAGUGUUUCUCCCUCUGACCCUGUUGAAUCACUCGCUGCAUUCACAAGGAAAGUGGGGGCUUUCGUCAAUAAACCCAGCACACAGGUGACGGCAGCCAGUCUAGACCUUCCAUUUGCUGCAUUUGCUCCCCGCGGCCUGGACUCGGAGGAGAACGACCCCAUGGUGCAUCCUCCAGACUCCCCUGCGUCCUCAUCUCCUCUGCAGGCCAGCCUUCAUUCUCAGGGCUCAGAGGGAUCUCAACAGCAGGACGACUUUGUCAUGGUCGACUUUCGUCCAGCCUUCUCUAAAGACGACUUGUUACCGAUGGAUCUUGGGACUUUCUACAGAGAGUUUCAGAACCCCCCUCAGUUGGCCAGCCUCUCUCUGCACAUCAGCUCCCAGUCGAUGGCUGAUGACCUGGACUCUCUGCCUGAGAAACUGGCCGUCUACGAGAAGAACAUCGACGAGUUUGACGCUUUUGUGGACAUGCUCCAGUAGAAACAGAAGAGUUAAGACCAGGACGAUGAAUGAAUAGUGACAUCGUAUGAAAACAUGGAAAAACAAAGAAUGAAGGGAGAAGCACACUGACGUAGUUUGCCCUUUGAGAAUCACUGACGAAACCACCAUGUUUUCAUGUGAAGCCCCCUCAUUUCUGACAUCUUCCACUCCUCUCCUCACCGUUCCUUCCAGCUUGUACAGGUCGUCGUCACUGUAAAUACUGACUCAUCUCCUCCGUUACUCACAGAAAUCAUGCAAGUUUCUGUUUUUUUAUGGCCAUGCAAACCCCAGGACACCGUUUGCCCAACACUACUCCCCUCUGAGAGUUUCCCCAGCGUGACCUGACCUUUAUGAUCAAGUCUGAACCACAGGUGAAAGGUCAGUCGUGCGCUUGAGGAAACGUCCGAUCACUUUAUUUUUUCCCUCGGGCUGAGAAGCUGAAGACGACAGCUCCUGUGGAUAAAUUGCACUCGCUGUGGAAAUGUAAGCAGGGUCUUGAUGUAAUACUACUCCCUCAAGUUUAGAUCUUCGGACACUGGACUAGUUUGGGGUGUACCUGCCUUGCUCAAAGGUGCCCCAGUAUGUGCCUGGUGUGUGUUAGUCAACCAUCGUUUGUCUAAGUCAUCCACUUCUGAUGUUCAAGUAAAUUGAGGGUUGUUGAAACGAUGCUUCUGUAAUUUCACAAUCAUCUGGAGCGCAAAUCUGAAACAUUUUUACCCUGUUUGUCCAAAGAUGUAAUAAAGUAACCUGGAAACACAUUCAGUCAAUGUUUUAAACAACCUUCCAGCUCUUCAAACAUCAGCGGCCAAUCAGAACUUGUGUCAGAAGCACUAACUAACUGGGGCUGUCAAAGUUGUGCGUCACCUUUCGGGUGUUUCCCAGCGGGUCUGGGUAUGAAACUGCCAAUAUCAGAGUAAUUACAUGACUCUAAGGGGGUGUCAGGAGAUUUAGCUGCAGCCCUCCACCUAAUGCCAUUCAGUAAAUGUUGAGUUUUUGUUCUUUUAGAAGAGGGUUUUCAUUAUCCUAGAGGGUUUAUUUUAUGGAGGUCUACUUCAAGUCACUGACAGGCAUUGAAUCAAAAUUAUAGCUGCACAGAUUAUGUAAUAAUUAGCUGAAAUCGCAGCUAAACGUUCUUUUUUCCAUUUACCAGGCCAGGGUUUUCCAGAUUGCAGCUUUUCAAAGUUAGGAUUUUGAUGCCUCUCUUCUGUCAAAUGAGUAUCUGUGAUUUUGGGAUAGCUUCUAGAGUAAAACAAAGUAUAAUAAUCUCUUCUCCAUAUUCUAUAGACAGAAUAAUUCAUGAAAUCAUGUCUCCAAAACAAACACUGAAUAUUAGGGCCGUUAGAAGUGUGGAUAUACAGUAUCCAGAGUUGUAGUUUUUCUGUCUGUUGGAUCCAUUUAACCAAGUGUCAGUGCUGCUCAGCAGGAGUUUGUAUAUUUUUGUACAAAGGUAGGACGAACAUUUCCAGCUGUCUGCCUACAUCAGGAGACUGGUCACCAUCCUUGACUGUUUGGUUAAAGCUUUAAUUUACUUUGCUGUUGUUCAAAAUGUCCUAAUAAAGCAUGGCUACUCUCAGUUCACAUGA
This is a messenger RNA of Sphaeramia orbicularis (orbiculate cardinalfish), 3393 nucleotides long. RefSeq names its product ATG13 autophagy related 13 homolog (S. cerevisiae) (gene atg13). The transcript has 18 exons. The record is from RefSeq and is a predicted model, not a curated record. Lineage: Eukaryota; Metazoa; Chordata; Actinopteri; Kurtiformes; Apogonidae. The coding region runs from base 173 to 1810 and encodes 545 amino acids. Gene Ontology annotation, cellular component: Atg1/ULK1 kinase complex; cytosol; phagophore assembly site. Gene Ontology annotation, biological process: protein localization to phagophore assembly site; mitophagy; autophagosome assembly.